ACCAGAUCCCCUUAGACUCAGACAGCAGCCUCAGUCACUGCUAGAUCUGCACUGGACAGAGGGGAGUGGAAGCUAACCCAUGCACUGAAGAUCACGCAGGCAAGGAGAGAGGACACCCUGCAGCCAUCUCCUGCUCAGGAAACCCAGGAUAUAAGAAAGAGGGGCUUUUUUUUAUAACACCACAUAACCCACCUGUCCCACUAUCCAUCACCUUAUCUCAUUCUACCUGCUGAUCCAGCAUUUCCACAAUGAGCAAAAGAGUUGUGCGCCAGAGCAAAUUCAGGCAUAUUUUUGGACAGCCAGUAAAAGCUGACCAAAUGUACGAAGACAUCCGAAUAUCAAAGGUGACCUGGGACAGCUCAUUCUGUGCAGUGAACCCCAAGUUUUUGGCCAUUAUCAUAGAAUCCAGUGGAGGAGGUGCCUUUAUUGUGUUACCGUUAGCCAAGACAGGUCGUGUGGAUAAAAACCACCCCACAGUCAGUGGUCAUACAGCUCCCGUACUGGACAUUGAUUGGUGUCCACACAACGACAACGUCAUUGCAAGUGCCUCGGAUGACACCACUAUCAUGGUUUGGCAGAUUCCAGAUUAUACACCUAUACGAUCGAUAACGGAACCUAUUGUGACACUCGAGGGUCACUCCAAAAGAGUGGGAAUUAUCACAUGGCACCCGUCAGCUCGCAAUAUUUUACUCAGCGCAGGUAGCGAUAACGUAAUCAUUAUCUGGAAUGUGGGUACAGGUGAGGCUCUGAUUUCACUAGAUGAGCUUCACAGUGACCUCAUUUACAGUGUCUGCUGGAACUACAAUGGAAGCCUCAUCACAACUACCUGUAAGGAUAAGAAAGUCAGAGUCAUUGACCCAAGGAAACAAGGAAUAGUUGCUGAGAAAAGCGGGGCACAUGAAGGAGCCCGACCAAUCAAAUCCAUCUUUUUGUCUGAUGGCAAAAUAUUCACCACCGGCUUCAGCAAGAUGAGCGAGCGACAGCUGGCACUGUGGGAUCCGAGUAACUUUGACGAACCCAUAGCCUUACAAGAAAUGGACACCAGUAAUGGCGUGCUGCUCCCUUUUUACGAUGCUGAUUCCAACAUCGUCUACCUGUGUGGAAAGGGUGACAGCAGUGUCCGAUACUUCGAGAUUACGGAUGAAGCACCUUAUGUCCAUUAUCUAAACACUUACAGUAGCAAAGAACCUCAGAGAGGGAUGGGCUUCAUGCCCAAGAGGGGUCUGGACGUCAGUAAAUGUGAAAUAGCAAGGUUUUACAAGCUGCACGAGAGGAAAUGUGAACCCAUUGCUAUGACUGUUCCACGAAAGUCAGACCUCUUCCAAGAUGAUCUAUAUCCAGACACUCCAGGGCUGGAACCAGCCCUCGAAGCUGAUGACUGGUUUUCUGGAGAGAACGCUGACCCUUUACUGGUGUCGCUGAGAGAUGGCUAUGUUCCUGCAAAGAAUAGAGAGCUUAAGGUUACCAAGAAAAAUAUUCUGGACAACAAGCCUCCAACUGUGCCACGACGAAGCUAUUCUUCCUGCGAUUCAGGCUUCUCGCGGGUGACCCUGGAAGAACUUUUGGAAGAAAUCAAGAGCUUGAGAACAACUGUUGAGUCCCAGGAGAAACGGAUUUCAUUUCUGGAAAACCAGCUGCAUGAGCUGUGUCAUGAACUUGCCAAUGGCACAGACUGAGCUCUGCGGUGUUAAACUGUGCCAUCCUUCCCACAAUGCACUACAAGACCCCCACUUCCCCCCUUCCUACCAAGAAACCGAUUAUGUUUGACCAGAGAGGCUGGAGCCAACAAACGGAGUCCGACAGAUCAUCCCUAUGCUACCCAUUCAUUGUUUAAGGCAUCUCUAAAGACCCAGGGGAAGGGUUAUCAGUCACUGGGGAAAAACGGGAAAUGUGUUCAGAUCACUAAAGGAUUCUUCUGUUUUGUGACCACAUUCAUUGGUCCCAUUGCUGCUUUGGAUGAUGAAUGGGGAGAUCUAGCUACCCGGAAGCAAAGCUAAAGUCUCUAUUGCACCAGCUCCCAUGCAGAG
Molecule: messenger RNA, 2027 nt
Organism: Spea bombifrons (plains spadefoot toad)
Lineage: Eukaryota; Metazoa; Chordata; Amphibia; Anura; Pelobatidae
Gene: CORO6
Product: coronin 6
Exons: 11
Coding region: 249-1676 (475 amino acids)
Biological process (GO): actin filament organization; cell migration
Molecular function (GO): actin filament binding
Source: RefSeq, a predicted model, not a curated record